Messenger RNA from Nilaparvata lugens (brown planthopper), 1982 nucleotides. RefSeq lists its product as uncharacterized. The record is from RefSeq and is a predicted model, not a curated record. The transcript has a single exon. Lineage: Eukaryota; Metazoa; Arthropoda; Insecta; Hemiptera; Delphacidae. Bases 337 to 762 code for a protein of 141 amino acids.
AGAAAAGAUGAAAGGGUUAUGGCGCGAAGAUGUCAAUAAUAAAGCCAAAGAAUUAGAGUCCAAACUGCGUCAAUACAAAGAAAAGAUCUCGAAAGACGAAACGCACAUUGCCGAAUUGAGUUCUCAGCUGUGGGAGACAAGUGAUCAACUGCUCCGUAUGCAAAACAAAUACCAGAGAAUGAAGAAGCUGUAUGAUGAGGUGCGAUCGAGCUAUGAUGCAACACAUAACGUAGUCACACAUACAUCGUCUGCUAAAAGCCAAGAAGGAGGAGUCACUCAGUUGAUGCGUUUCCACUAGAAUCGAAAGAGAGGGACACUGAUACUCAGACAUUUCUAAUGGAUCUCCAAGUUGAGUCUGCGAGUGGCAAUCCUAGACGUCGAAUUCUCCUGCCAUCGGGCAUGGGCCGAGUGUUGCCAAGUGAGCACGAGACGGGCGAGGUAUUCGACAACCGGAACCUGGCCGAGCUGAAGGAAGGCCGCCGCUACAACUUGAAUGCCGAGGACGACAGAAUGAGCAUCCUCAUGAUGCGCAACUCAUUCUGCCCGCCGCAUCUAAAGUCGUCCUAUCCGGCCGAAACACAAUUUCUCAUCCCCGACCGACCCAAAGAGAACGAUAUCAAGUGUGGUGGCGAAAUUGUCGCUCAGAGCUGUGCUGUCAAGAAGAAAGAAAGGACACAAGAAUGGAGCGGUCGCGAGUAUGUGUCACUUGGAGGUGAACAUUUAUUUUUUAAGGUACUGACUAUUUCCAUGCUGAUUCAUUAAAUCAAGAUAAUAUUUAUUGUAUGUUAAUAAUUGAUACUUUUAUAUUGGUAAAACAAAAAUGAUGUAAUUUUUAUUUGAGAAUUUUUUUUAACAUGCCUAAUACUUUGUGCAUAAUUUAAAAAGCGUUACCGUAUUGUUAACUGAGAUUGAUCUUUAAUACUACAUUUUGAAAUUAGCCGCUCCCCACAAUUCAAUGUAAGUUACAAAUUAUAUCAGACCAAGAUGAAAUCUUACUCAGCAUUCAAUUCUCCCACCAUCCAAGGUACACAUGGGAAAAAUAUAGUUUUAUUCAAAAAUAAGUAUGUAACAGUUAUUCCAAAUCCUCCAUACUUCAUUGCCCAAACCUGUAUAUUUCUGAGAAUAAUCGUUUUCCAUAAAAAGAAACUUAUUUUUUAGACAAUUUAGAUCUGUCAUUCACGUUAUGAUAACCGAAGAGGUUUGUCCAACACGAACAAAUUAACUAAUGCGUGUAGUCUCAACCUUCAUACCUGUGCAGGUAUACCGUUUUUCUGUAAACUACUAAUUUGGCGUUGCUAGCAUUAGUAUUUCUGGUGAGCUACUAACAAACCCAUCGUGAUCUGGAAGGCUUGCUAUUUAUAGAUUCCUUUACUCGGUUUGUUUACCGUAGCAUAUGAAAGCUCUUUUCAUUAUACAAUGUUAAAAUCAGUUUUGGGCGAAUGCCUGUUGUUUUUAUCUGGCUUGUAUCUAUUGUCUACGAAUAAAUAAAUAUAUCAAAUUUACAGAAUACCUGCACAGCUGUACAGUUAGACCUCUUCGAUUUAUAUUAACGUGAAUGGCCUUACGAAUAGGUGCUUAUUCUAAUCUUCCAUUACUGUGCUCUAAUAUUCAAAACCAAUCUAUCAACUUAGUUACAUUUCCAAAACUACACUAUCACCACAAGUAUAACCUAUAAUAUUGCUUAGCCCUAUCAUUCAUUUGACUCAAAUAAGUACUCAUCUCAUCCACAAUCAUUUACUUGAAUACUUGAUUACAAUGCAACACUCAAAUCGCUCAUGAAAUGAAAUAAUAUUAUGAGAAAAAUCAGUGAUCGAGAAUAAAACAGACGAGUGAACUAAAAUUAACUUAUAAGUCAUUACAAUUCCAUUCAAUGAUAUUCCAAGAGUAAAAUUACUUACAAUCCAAUUCUAUAAAUUACCGUACCAGUUAAAAUUUAGUUACCAGUCUGCAUUAGGUACACUAAACGACCGUCAAUAUCUUGC